UAAUGAAAAUUAAUCGCCCCAUUUUUGUAAAAACAUUAAUUUUAAAUUGUUUGUGUCAAACUUUAUGAUAGAUCGGUGAAAGUACAGCGCCUAAUAAGGUACUGAUUUUCGGUUCAGUUGCAAACUAGUGACAGCUGGAGUUGGCCUAAAGCAGUUGGUGGGGCCUGUUGCCAAUGUAAGGCCCUUCUAAUUGACAUAUUCCAGGUCAGUAAAAGCAUCCGGCAGGGGCGUGGGUGUGCGGAAGACGAUCGAACCCGAAGAAGGAGGGAGUUGGCUUGGAGACCGACGGCAACAUGGAGACGUCGUUAACUUACAACUUAUUCCUAGUCAUCUUCCUUGUUUUAUGUAACCUUCCAGAAAAUAACUGCCAACAUAUUCGUCACGGAAAGAAAGAUGCACGUCUCAAAGAAGAGAAGUAUAAAGGUAUAUAUAAUCAAAUUUCCUCCUCACCACAUGCUUGUGAAGAAUCUAGUUGUUAUCCAGCUACUGGGAAUCUGUUGAUUGGAAGAGAAGAUAAGCUUCGAGCAACGUCAACAUGUGGUCUAACAGAGAUUAAAAGAUAUUGUAUAGUGAGUCACUUACAAGAGAAAAAGAAAUGUUUCUAUUGUGAUUCUCGACCUCACCAGAAAAAUAAUACAAAGUUGUAUCAUGGUAUAGAAAAUAUUGUAUCAAGAAUUGGAAAAAAGAGGAAAACUUGGUGGCAAUCUGAAAAUGGUGUUGAAAAUGUGGCAAUUCAAUUGGAUUUGGAAGCAGAAUUUCAUUUUACUCACUUAAUUAUAACUUUUAAGACUUUCCGUCCUGCAGCCAUGUUAAUAGAACGUUCUCAUGAUUUUGGUAUUUCUUGGAAGGUUUAUCAGUAUUAUGCGUAUGAUUGUGCGGAGUCUUUUCCUGGAGUCCCAUUUGGACCUCGACAGCAUAUAAAUGAUGUUGUAUGUGAUUCUCAUUAUUCAAGUGUUGAACCUUCUACUGAUGGAGAGGUCAUAUUUAGAGUACUUCCACCUAACAUUCCUGUUGUUGAUCCAUAUAGCAUUUCUGUUCAGAAUCUUUUAAAAAUGACAAAUCUUAGGAUAAACUUUACAAAGCUACAUACACUGGGAGAUAACCUUCUAGAUUCAAGAGAAGAAAUCAAAGAAAAGUAUUAUUAUUCAAUAUAUGAUAUGAUUGUUAGAGGAAGUUGUUCUUGUUAUGGACAUGCAAGUAGAUGUAUUGCAGAUGAAACUGAUCAGUUGCCUCGUACAGAUAUGGUAAUUUAGUUAAUUAAUACUAAAACAAUUUUAAUUACAGUAGAACCUGUGCAAAACAGAACCUGAAUAAAAUGGAAACCUGCCUAAACUGAAAGAAAUAUUUGCUGUAAACAAUGUAAUUGUCAUGGACAUGCUACUAAAUGCCAUUUUGAUGCAGCUGUUUUUGAAGCAACUGGUAGACUAAGUGGUGGAGUUUGUGAUGAUUGUCAACAUAAUACUAUGGGUAGACUUUGUGAGCAGUGUAAACCAUUUUUCUUUCAAGAUCCUGGACGUGAUCUGACUGAUCCAAAUAUUUGUCAACCUUGUGACUGUGAUCCCCGAGGUUCAUUAGACGAUGGUAUUUGCGAUUCUCAUGUUGAUCCAGUGCUUGGACUUACAGCUGGUAGUUGUCACUGUAAAAAUAAUGUUGAAGGUUGGAGAUGUGAUCACUGCAAAAAUGGAUUUUGGAAUUUUCAAGCUGACAAUCCAGAUGGUUGUGAGGCUUGUACCUGUGAUACUCUUGGAACUAUUGACAAUCAAGGAUGUAACGUCUAUACUGGUGAAUGUGUUUGCAAACGUAAUGUUGUAGGAAGAGAUUGUAAUCAAUGUCUACCAGAAUAUUGGGGAUUGAGUGCUGAUGAAGAAGGCUGCAAAGCUUGUGAUUGUGAUCCUGGUGGCUCAUACGAAAGCAAUUGUGAUGUGAAAACAGGUCAAUGUAGAUGCAGGUUUCAUGUCAUGGGAAGACGAUGUGAUCAACCAGAAGCAGGAUAUUUUGUUCCUGAUUUAGACUAUCUAGUGUAUGAAGCUGAACUUGGAAAAGGCAGCUCUGAUUGUCAAGUAUUGGUUCGUGAACCUUAUGCAGAUAGAGAUCCUAGUUGGACAGGACUUGGUUUUAUGAGAGUAUUUGAAGGUUCUACUCUUGAAUUUGAUAUAACUGAUAUACCUACAUCUAUGGAAUAUGAUAUUGUUAUUCGAUAUGAAUCACAGGUUAGAACACAUUGGCAGGAUGCAAGAGUGACAUUAGAACGUCCGGGACCAAUUGAUCCUACUGGACCAUGUGCUAACACUAUUCCACAAGAUGACAAAAAAGUAGUCUCUCUUCCUCAUGAUGAACGUUACGUAGUAGUUUAUCCUCCAACUUGCCUAGAGAAAGGAAAGAAUUAUAAACUUAUAAUAGAUUUUAAACAUUAUGACAGAGAGGUUGACACACCUUCUGCUUCAGUCCUAAUAGAUUCUGUUGUUCUUAUACCAAGAGCAGACAGUAUACCAUUUUUUCAAGGGACACCAAUAAAUGAUUAUAGAAGACAGGAAUAUGAACGUUUGCGUUGUGGUUCAGCAUAUUAUAAUGUUCUUCGACCAGUUCCACAUGACGUUUGCAAAAAAUACUUGUAUAGCAUUGGAUUUUAUGUUUAUGGUGAAGCAUAUGAAUGUGGAUGUGAUCCAAUGGGAUCUCUUAGUACACAGUGUGAUUUGCUUGGUGGAAAAUGCGCAUGUAAAUCUCAUGUUGUUGGAAGAAAAUGUGAUCGUUGUGCACCAGGAACUUAUGGAUUUGGCCCUGCUGGCUGCAGACCUUGUGAUUGUAAUAGCAUUGGCUCCUUGGACAACUUUUGUGAUGUUCAAAGUGGGCAGUGUAAAUGUCGUCCUAAUACUUAUGGUCGACAGUGUGAUGAAUGUCAACCUGGCUUUUGGAAUUAUCCCAAUUGUCAAAGAUGUGACUGCAAUGGUCAUGCAGAUACAUGUGAUCCACAUACAGGAUAUUGCAUUGAUUGUAGAGACUAUACGGCGGGACCAAAAUGUGACAGAUGUGAAGCAGGAUUUUAUGGAGAUCCAAGGAUUGGAAUUGAUAUUCCGUGUCGACCGUGUGCUUGUCCAGGAACAAUUGAUAGUGGAAUAAAUCAUGCUAGAGGCUGUGAAAUUGAUCCACACACUCAAAAUGUUAUUUGCCAUUGUGAUAUUGGAUAUUCAGGGGAAAGAUGUGAUCGGUGUAGUGAUAAUUAUUACGGAAAUCCUACUGAAAGGGGAGAGAAUUGUCAGGAAUGUAAUUGCAAUAACAAUAUUGAUAUUGCCGAACCAGGAAAUUGUGAUUCUCGCACUGGAGAAUGCUUGAAGUGUUUAUAUAAUACAGAUGGUUAUUUUUGUGAGAAAUGUAAAUCAGGAUACUUUGGUGAUGCAACAAGACAACAAUGCCGAGAAUGUGGAUGCAGUAUUUUAGGAACUGAUCCGAAUGGAGGAUAUUGUCAUCCUGAAACUGGACAAUGCCCUUGUCUUCCAAAUGUUGUUGGCUUAGACUGUGGUGCUUGUGCUCCUAAUUAUUGGAAGAUAGCUAGUGGUAGUGGUUGUGAAGCAUGUGAUUGUGAUCCAUUAGGUUCUUAUUCAUCACAAUGUAAUGAGUUUACUGGUGAAUGUAGUUGCAAGGUUGGUUAUGGAGGACGAAGAUGUAAUGAAUGUGAAACAAACUAUUGGGGUAAUCCAAACGUACAUUGUUAUCCAUGUGAGUGCAAUCGAGAAGGUUCUGCAACUACCCAAUGUCGUAGAGAUAAUGGAACCUGUGUAUGUAUAGAGGGUAUUGCUGGUGAUCGUUGUGAUCAGUGUGCAAGAGGAUUUACUGGACAAGCACCUCAUUGUGAACCUUGUGGAGAAUGCUUUAACAAUUGGGAUGAAAUUAUCCAAGAAUUGAAAGAUCGCACACUAAGACUAAUUGAUGCUGCUCAAAGAAUUAAACAGACAGGCACUACAGGUGCUUAUACCAAAGAAUUUGAAACAAUGGAAAAACAAUUAGAAGAAGUGCGUGAAAUAUUAGCAAGUGCUAAUAUUACUGGAAGCGAUAUUGAAGACUUAAAAGCUCUUAUGGAUCAGCUUCAGAGUAAUUUAACUGAAAGUCAAAACAUUCUAGAUUCUUUAGAGCAGGAAUUAGAAAAUACAAAUCAAAGAAUAGUAAAUGCAAAUCUUGAACUUGCUGAUUUAAGAAAAAGAAAAAAUUCUUUGCAACAUGAUUCUGAGUUGAUGAAGAAUAAUGCAACAGCACUUCAGGAGGCAAAUGUUGAAGGAGCACUUAAUAUAACGAAAGAAGCACAAAGACGAUCGAGGGCUGCAGAAAGUGAAGUGAGAGAUGCACAAACAACUUUGUAUAAAUCAGAAGGUAACAGAGGAAGAACUGAAAGGCUAUUAGGAAGAACUGCUGAACGCUACAAUCAAACUUAUUAUGAAAAUGAACUUGCUCUUAAUAAAACUGAAGCAAUGAUUAUUGCAUUAGAAGAUCAAAUUCCUGACAUAAAUGUUUUGGUUUGUGGAGAAAAAACUAGAAUUAAUGAAUGUGGAGGACUUUGUGGUGGUGCUAACUGUCCAACAUGUGGUUCAGAAAGUUGUACUGAAGGAGCUGUUUCUAAAGCACGUAGUGCAUUGGAUUUAGCUAAAGAUUCUGAGUCAAUUUUGAAAAAUAAUGAAAAAAUUGCAAGAGAUUUACUUACAGCUGUUAAAGAAGCUGAAAAAGAUGCUGAAGAAGCAUUGAAUGAAGCAGAAUUAGCAUUUCAACGAGCUCAGGCAGCUAAAAAUCAAUCUGAAGGUGUUUCAGCAGAAGUAGGAUUAUUGUUAGAUAAUAUUGAAAAGUUUUUGGAUUCAGAAGGAGCUCGUCCAUCAGAGAUAAGAGUUCUAGCUGAAGAAUGUUUAAAACAAAGCAUAUCACUCAAACCUGAAGAAAUAACAGAAUUAGCAAAAAUGAUCAAUGAUACUAUUCAAAGUCUGACAAAUAUUGAUGCAAUUCUAAGAGAAACUGCUGAAGAUAAGAAUACAGCUAAAGCUUUGAAAGAUAGAGCUGAUAAAGCAAAAAAAAAUGCAGAUGCUAUUUUAGAUACUGCUAAACAAGUUUUGGAAGCAUUGGAAAAAGCAAAAGAAGCUCAGCAACUUGCAAGAGAUGCUAUCAAUAAAGCAAGAGAUGAUAUUAAGACUGCAAAAAGUGAUUUAGCACAGAUUAGUAGUGAAACUAGAGCUGCUGGAGAUAUAGCAAAUAAAUCUAUGGAUGAUAUAGAAGCUCUACAGGCUAAGUUAAUACCAUUAAAAAUACAAUUUGCUGAAAAUGAACUGAAUGCUAAAAAAGCAAAUGAUGAAGCUGAAAAAGCUGGAAGAUUAGCAGAAGAAGCGGAAGCAAAUGCAAAAGAAUUAGAACAGAAAUAUGAAGAUGCCUUACAGAAACUGAAUGGAAAAGCUAAAUUAAGUGGAGAUACUAAAGAUAGAGCAGAAAAAUUAAGGGAAAGAGCGAGAAAACUUGCUGAAGAUGCUAAUAGUAAACUUAAAGCAUUACAAGAAAUGGAAGAGGAAUUUGAACAGAAUGACAAGCGUUUAAAAGAUUAUUCUGAAAUUCUGGACAGACUUAAUGAAGAAAUGAUGAAUCAUUUGAAUGUAAUUGAAGAAAGAUCUGCCCACUAUCGUGAAUGUCAACCUUAACAAGUAUACUUCAUAUUUCACUGCCAUGUCUUACAAGUUACCUCAAGUUUCCUUGCCAAAUGAAAUCGGAAAUUAAUAUUUGAUGCCUUUGCAGUAUCAUCUGCCACAUGGUGCUAUAUAUUCUUUUGUGCAUUUUUAUUUUAUAUAAAUUGUUGAACAGUCAUUUAAGAUAAAUCCAUGCAAAAGUGAAUUAUUGUUAUUUUAUAUAUUCUGAAACACAGUUGUCAUAUGAUCAUAUCUUAUUCGAUCAUCUGAAAUGCUGUCGAUAUUGCAUUUUCUGUCUACUUACAUUUAAAAAAAAUCAUCUAGCAUUUCUUUACUUAAAGAAAUGUGAAAAUUGUGCAAUUAAAAAUGUAUAUUAAUUUUUUAAAAUAUUUUUAUUAAAUAUUAUAUUAAAAAAAUAUUAAUAAUUAUAACGUGUAAGACUUAACCACAGCAAUAAAUCUACUUGUCUCUAUGAGGCAACUUUAGAAUCUCUUACAAAGAAUCCUCUUUCUACUAAUAUAUGAAAGCAUGUUCCAAUGUUAUUUAUAAUAUACAGAAAUAUAUAACGUAGAAUUUUAAAAACAGUUAUUUAUUUCGUAUAUAGUUUCCAUUGGCACAUUGCUUAAUUAAAAAAAAAAAA
Messenger RNA from Centruroides sculpturatus (bark scorpion), 6288 nucleotides. RefSeq names its product laminin subunit beta-1-like (gene LanB1). Gene Ontology annotation, biological process: axon guidance. The transcript has 32 exons. The record is from RefSeq and is a predicted model, not a curated record. Gene Ontology annotation, molecular function: extracellular matrix structural constituent. Lineage: Eukaryota; Metazoa; Arthropoda; Arachnida; Scorpiones; Buthidae. Gene Ontology annotation, cellular component: basement membrane.